Messenger RNA from Eubalaena glacialis (North Atlantic right whale), 2953 nucleotides. RefSeq names its product butyrophilin subfamily 3 member A1-like. Gene Ontology annotation, molecular function: signaling receptor binding. Gene Ontology annotation, cellular component: external side of plasma membrane. Lineage: Eukaryota; Metazoa; Chordata; Mammalia; Artiodactyla; Balaenidae. Gene Ontology annotation, biological process: T cell receptor signaling pathway; regulation of cytokine production. The record is from RefSeq and is a predicted model, not a curated record.
ACAAGUGGAAUUUCUGGGCAGGCUCCAGAGGAUUCCCAGCAGCACAGAUUUCUGCUCCCAGCUCCUCUUCAACCCACCCCCUCUGCGGGCCUUGUUCCCGGCGCAGGUAUCAUGGCAGCAGCACAGAUGAAAAUGGCACGGUCCCUAGACUUCCCUCUGCUCCACCUCCUUGUCUGCAUCAUCUUGGUCCAGCUGCUCACCUCUUGCUCAGCUCAGUUUGCUGUGAUUGGACCCCCCGGGCCCAUCCUGGCCAUGGUGGGUGAAGACGCUGAGCUGCCCUGUCACCUGUCCCUGAAGAUGAACGCAGAGAACAUGGAACUGAAGUGGGUGAGAUCCAGCCUCAGGCAAGUAGUUUUCAUGUAUGCACAUGGCAAGGAAGUAGAAGACAGACAGACAGCAGAGUAUCGAGGGAGAACUAAGUUUUUAAGAGAUGGCAUCACUGCAGGGAAGGCUGCUCUCCGAAUUCACAGCGUCAGAGCCUCUGACGGUGGAAACUACCUGUGUUAUUUCCAAGAUGGCAACUUCUAUGAAAAAGCCUUGGUGGAGCUGAAAGUUGCAGUGACAAAGGGCCCUUUGAUGCUGACGUUCCAUGAAAUGGCUUGUGUUCCCCAAGAGAACACCAAGACCAGGCCCAUGUCCAAUGUCAAAGCACUGGGUUCGGAUCUUCACAUUGAAAUGAAGGGCCAUGAGGAUGGAGGGAUCCACCUGGGGUGCACAUCCACCGGCUGGUAUCCCCAGCCCCAAAUACAGUGGAGAGAUGCCAAGGGCCAGAACAUGCCAGCUGUGGCAGCACCUCCAGCUACAGAUGGCGCGGGCCUGUAUGCAGUCACAUCAUCUCUAAUGGUGAAAAGCAGCUCUGGAGAAGGGGUGUCCUGUAUCAUCAGAAAUCCCCUCCUCAACCAGGAAAAGACAGCCCAGAUUUCCAUUGCAGAUCCCUUCUUCUGGAGGGCCCAGCGCUGGAUCGCUGUCUUCUCGGGGACGCUGCCUGUCUGUCUGCUGCUUCUCGCAGGGGCUGGUUACUUCCUGUGGCUACAGAGGAAAGAAAAGGAGGUUCUAUUCAUGGAGAAAGAGAGAGCAGAAGAGGAAAAAGAAACGGCACGGGCAGAAAAAGAGCAGGAACAAAGAAUAAAAGAGACACUCGAGUAUGAACUCAAGUGGAGAAAGAUCCAGUACAUGGCUCGUGGGGAGAAGUCUCAGGCCUAUCCUGAGUGGAAGAAGGCCCUCUUCCAAGCUGCGGAUGUGAUAUUGGAUCCGAACACAGCAAACCCCAUCCUGCUUGUUUCUGAUGAUCAGAGGAGCUUGCAGCGAGCAGACGAACGACAGAAUCUGCCAGACAACCCCGAGAGAUUUGAUUGGCAUUACUGUGUGCUUGGCUGCAAGAGCUUCACGUCAGGGAGACAUUACUGGGAGGUAGAGGUUGGGGACAGGAAAGAGUGGCACGUCGGGGUGUGCAGGGAGAACGUGGAGAGAAAAUGUUGGAUUAAAAUGACACCUGAGAAUGGCUUCUGGACUAUGGGGCUGUCUGAUGGGAGUGACUAUCGGGCUCUCACUGACCCCCGGACCAAACUGACAAUUGCCAACCCUCCUCAAAAAGUGGGAGUUUUCCUGGACUAUGAAACUGGUGAGGUCUCCUUCUACAACGCCGCGGAUGGAUCUCAUGUCUACACCUUCCCGCACACCUCCUUCUCUGGGCCUCUGUGGCCUGUUUUCAGGAUUUUGACCUUGGAGCCCACUGCCUUGACCAUUUGCCCAGCAUUGACAGGAGUGGGGAGUUCCGGUGUUCCUGACCUAGAGCCUGACCUUUCUCUGGAGACCCCAGUGGCCCUGGGCUCAGCUGAUGAGAAUGGGGAGCCUCAGGCUGAAGUAACGUCCUUGCUUCUCCCUGCCCGGCCUGAAGCUGAGGCCUCUCCCCUAACAGCAACAAAUCACAACCAUAAAAUACUGAAGACACACACUGUGUGAAGCACUUCACUAAUAUUAAUACAAUUAUUUAUUCCAUAUGGACAGUUGAGUUUGAUACCGCUUUAUUGUCUCCUUUAUAUGGAGAAAGAAACCAGGGUGCAGAAAAGUGAAUUCACUUCCCAAAGGUCACUCAGCUAGUAAGUGACAGCUGGGAUUUGAAUAUAAAACAUUUAUAGAUGACCUAAGUGUACUGGGGGUUGUGUCAAACCUUUAAAUAAAUGUACUCCUUUAAUCCUCACAGCAACCCUGUGAUAUAGCCUCAUUGCGCGAGUGUGGAAACUGAGGUAGGGCCGAGUUAAGCGACUUAUAUAAUUCAUCAGUUUGUGCUGCUGGGGGAUGUUUGGCCCCUGUCCCCCACCUCCACCCACCCUCUAACCCCUAGCCUGUUUUCCAGCCCGAUUGCCCCUGUGGGGAAGGGACCAUGUGCAGCCCUGAGUGUCCCUUCCCAGGGCACCCCAGGGUAAGGAUCACUGUAGGUGUCUAUGGAGGCCACACCCCACUGGGUUCCUUCAAGGUCAAUAGUCAGAGCCAUAGGUCCAGGGCUUCGCUGGAUUGGCUCUGCCGGGUGAGUUGGUCCAGAGAAUGAAUUCACAGUGACUACAUCACACAGGACUGCAAAGGGACUAAAGGCCAAAAUCUUAACUACUAAAGGGCAUGAGUACCACCACCGCCCCACCCCCCUCCACCCCCCAGCCAAUGUGAUAGGUAAUGGUGGAGCCAGAAGCAGUCCUCCUACAUUUCAGGUCUCUAGAAAGCCUAACUUAAUACCUAAAGACUGCCUGUGGAACAAGAAUUUGAGAGGAAUGAAGCUAGAUGAACUUUAGCAGUAUUUUGAUCACACUGUAGAGUCCAUCUCCAGGAAAGGGAUAUUUCCACGCCUGAUCAGUUAUUGAUGUUAACAGAUGUUCCUUGCAGCUGUGGGUACCGGGCAGAAGUUACUCUUCAUUAUCAUCACUAUUUUGUUCACCAGUGUAUCCCCUCUACCGGGCGU